AUGUCAUAUGUACUUAAAGUGCAUCCAUGCUGGAAGGAUGGACAACCACAUCGGAAAGUGGAGAUAGACCUGAGUUCACUCGGAUUAGCAGUGUUUGAACUGGAAAGACUCCUAUUCACAGGCAAAGCCAUCAUCAGCCAUGCAGAUGAAGUUUGGCCAAGACUUUAUAUUGGUGACCAACAUAGUGCAGAGAACCUGGCUGACCUAUCCACCCAUAGGUUCACCCACAUCUUGAAUGCAGCUCACAGUGGACGAAAAGGAAAACCAGAGUUUUAUGAGAGAAUGAACGUCUCCUACAUGGGCAUAGAAGCUCGAGACUCCUGUGAAUACGACAUGAGCGUCAGCUUUCAGGCAGCUGCAGACUUCAUCCACAGAGCUUUGAACAGAGGAGGCAAAGUGCUGGUGCAUUGCCACGUGGGAGUGAGCCGCUCUGCCACCCUGGUCCUGGCUUACCUGAUGCUCAAGCAGAACCUGACUCUAGUGGAGGCUAUUUGUACAGUGAAAGAGAGCCGGGGAGUGAUUCCCAAUCGAGGCUUCCUCCGACAGCUCAUCAAACUGGAUAGACAGCUUUUUAGCAAACACUGA
Molecule: messenger RNA, 585 nt
Organism: Oryzias melastigma (Indian medaka)
Lineage: Eukaryota; Metazoa; Chordata; Actinopteri; Beloniformes; Adrianichthyidae
Product: dual specificity protein phosphatase 26-like
Exons: 3
Coding region: 1-585 (194 amino acids)
Biological process (GO): negative regulation of MAPK cascade; protein dephosphorylation
Cellular component (GO): cytoplasm
Molecular function (GO): protein tyrosine/serine/threonine phosphatase activity; MAP kinase phosphatase activity
Source: RefSeq, a predicted model, not a curated record